Molecule: messenger RNA, 1169 nt
Organism: Phoenix dactylifera (date palm)
Lineage: Eukaryota; Viridiplantae; Streptophyta; Magnoliopsida; Arecales; Arecaceae
Gene: HCF164
Product: Thioredoxin superfamily protein
Biological process (GO): cytochrome b6f complex assembly
Cellular component (GO): chloroplast thylakoid membrane
Molecular function (GO): oxidoreductase activity, acting on a sulfur group of donors, disulfide as acceptor
Source: RefSeq, a predicted model, not a curated record
CAGUAAUUUUAUAGAGCACACGGCGAGGGGCGGCCAUCAUCUUCUUCCUCGAAGCUGAAGCCCCCUCCAAAGAGUUGAGAAACACCAACCGUCUCCAUGGCGCGGGUCGCUUCCAACUCUUUCGGCUUUCUUCACGAGCCCCUACCCCGCCUCGACCCGAACCCCCCGCAACGCUCGAGAGCCGCUCUACGCCUCCAAUCUAAACCUCAUCGCUUCCAAAGCCUCAGAAUCCAAGCGAAUACCGACCCGAUCGAUUCCCCCAUCCAAACCCCCUCCACGGAUGAGCCAGUUUUCCAGACUGAUGUGGUCAAGGAUGAAGGACGAACCGCUAGUGUUUCCCAAAAGACUGAAUUUGCAGAGUUUCCAAAUAAAGAUAUUAAUAGGCGGAUUGCUUUGGGCUCUACUGUUGCAGCAGUAGGACUCUUUCUAUCAACAAGAUUAGAAUUUGGAGUCUCUCUUAAAGAUCUAUCUGCUGCUGCUGUACCCUAUGAAGUGGCUCUUUCAAAUGGAAUGCCCACUGUCGUCGAGUUUUAUGCAGAUUGGUGUGAAGUUUGUCGCGAAUUAGCUCCAGAUAUUUAUAAAGUUGAGCAGCAGUACAAAGACCGCGUGAAUUUUGUUAUGUUGAAUGUUGAUAACACAAAGUGGGAGCAGGAGCUUGAUGAGUUUGGAGUGGAGGGCAUCCCCCAUUUUGCCUUCUUGGAUAAAGAUGGCAAUGAGGAGGGGAAUGUUGUGGGCCGACUUCCAAAGCAAUAUAUUCUUGAGAAUGUUGCUGCCCUUGCCAAUGGUGAACCCACAGUACCUCAUGCCCGAGUUGUCGGUCAGUACUCUAGUGCAGAAUCCAGAAAAGUGCAUCAAGUUGUUGAUCCUAGAAACCAUGGUUAGGUAUGCUUUACAUUGUUGAUAGCUGCUCAGCGCCAGUUGGAAUAUCAAGUUCAGAUACAGGCUUCAGUUCUAGAUCUAUUUGCUGCCGAAAUCGGGAAAUGCUUUCCUGUUAUGGAAGAGAACAGACUCAUUUGCUGUACAAUUCACCUUAUUAACAUUUGUUGUGACACCUUCUGUUCUAUUAAGAUUUUAUUGCACUAGCAGUCUGUUCAUAAUGGUAAUUGAAAUGUUAAAAGCACCGACUAAGUUCUAUGAGGAAUGUGAUGAUUCACAAGUUUUAUAUGUAA